AUGAACCGUAGACUCAGUGGCUCUGAGCUGCUGCGAAAUGAUUCUGCUGUAGUGAAUAUGCUGGCUAUGUGCUUUAACAAUGACAGGUACUGCGGUAACGAUAACCUCGCGGCAGGGCCGGGCAAUGGGUUGUACGCUGUCGCUUCUUCUGAUGAUGUUGCUUGUGAAAGAGUGCUCGGGUUUGCGAUCGACACUGGAGCCUCGGAUUGA
Molecule: messenger RNA, 210 nt
Organism: Baudoinia panamericana UAMH 10762
Lineage: Eukaryota; Fungi; Ascomycota; Dothideomycetes; Mycosphaerellales; Teratosphaeriaceae
Exons: 1
Coding region: 1-210 (69 amino acids)
Source: RefSeq, a predicted model, not a curated record